GUGAGACUGAGAAGCCACGCAUAAUAGUAUACUAAUACAGCCAUGUAGGCACAGCAUUUUUUACUUCUUUCUGAGUAGAAAUGACCGUCACUUCGUCUUCAACAACUGAUGUCAUUUUCAGUGAUAACUCGACUACCGGUACCGGCCAUACUCCAUCAAAAGCAUUCCGCAUACUAGUCAUGUACAUGUAGAUGUACGCUACUCUGUACUUUUUUUAGCUGGAAUCAAGACUGGUACAGUGGUAGUGCAGUGGUAGUAAAAGUCAGUAGUUGUGCAGACAACGAGUACGAGUACGUAGUGUGUCAGUGUGUGUGCAGCGGUUUUACUUUUUUGCUCCGUUACUGAGCUAUGUUAGCUAAUGAGUAUUGAACUGGUUAUCUACUAAUCUAGUUCUCUAGUUUCUGCGUCCGUGACCACGGAGACAAAGGGAGCAGCGGCCGGCGGUUCCACUCUAUCGCUGCAGCGACUGUCACAAACAGCAACCAUUUUCGAGGAGCUGCGAUCCCUUCGCCGCACGGCACAUUCCAGGCAGGAACUGGCCAAAAGGCGCUACUGUCUUCCCUCCACUAUCUGUGUUCGUACCGGUACGGUCGGUGUGACUGAGGCGCUCCACCCAGACAAGUCGCUGCUGGGACGACACCGGGGCAGUCGCGAAUAUGUCCGGUCUCGGAGAUGUGGAUCUGACCAAAUUGAAGGACCCAGGAGGUAUAUUUGAAUUGAUUGAAGUCGUCGGUAAUGGCACCUAUGGACAAGUCUAUAAGGGACGGCACACCAAAACUGGCCAGCUAGCGGCUGUGAAGGUGAUGGAUGUGGCUGAGGAAGAGGAGGAAGAUCUGAGACUGGAGAUCAAUGUGUUACGACAGCACUCUCAUCACCCCAACAUUGCGACGUAUUACGGUGCCUUUGUGCGCAAGAACCCAGGCAGAGAUGAUAGCCUUUGGCUUGUUAUGGAACUGUGCGGUGGAGGAUCAAUCACGGACUUGGUGAAAAGCUCAAAGACCCGUGCAUUACGGGAAGAUUGUGUGGCGUACGUUUGUCGAGAAGUCCUUCGGGGCUUGAGUCAUCUGCACAAGUGCAAGGUCAUUCACAGAGACAUCAAGGGCCAGAAUGUCCUGCUAACUGACAACGCAGAGGUCAAGUUAGUGGACUUUGGAGUCUCGGCUCAACUAGUACAGACUGUUGCAAAGCGGAACACAUUCAUCGGCACACCAUACUGGAUGGCUCCGGAAGUAAUUGCGUGUGAUUCUUUUCGCGAUGCAUCCUAUGAUAACAGAUGUGAUGUGUGGUCAGUUGGAAUCACGGCCAUUGAAAUGGCCGAAGCAGAACCACCGCUAUGCAGUAUUCAUCCGAUGAGAGCUCUGUUUCUCAUCCCGCGCAACCCACCUCCUCGCCUUAAGUCCCGAAAAUGGUCGCGCAACUUCCUCGACUUCACCGAGAAGUGCUUGAUAAAGGACCAUCGCAAGCGAAUGUAUACGGACGACCUACUGGCGAGGCAUGACUUCCUGAAAGACAUCAAUGACAAACAAUGCCGUAUCUAUCUGAAGGAUAUGAUUGACCGGAAGCAGCGCAGAAAGGCCGCCGAUGAUGGUUAUGAGUACUCUGGCUCUGAGGAAGAGACUGAAGAUGCUGCCGUGUCUGGAACAUUGAAGACAGUGGCCACACUAGGCUUUGCAGAGGAAGGCCAAAACACACUGAAAUCUAGUGCUGGUGGUGCGACGGCGGCAGCAGCACCUCCCGCUGGAAGUGUGAUGAACAAUGCAGCUGCUGCCGGGCCUGGAGCUGCAGCGGCGGGGGCAGGUCGCCCAGAGUCACUUGCACCUCAGUCCGGUGCUAACAUUCCAAACAAUCAGCGAUCUGGUGCAGCUGCUGGCAUCCUAUCUGACAAGCCAUCUCCUGUGUCAGGAAUGCAAAUGUUGCCUCAGGGACUGCAACAGGCUCCAGCACGACAUGCAAAUUCUGCAGCUGCUGCAGCCAGGUCAACAAGCCCGGAUGAUGAAGACGACGAGGAUCCGGACAGAGAUGGAACGAUACGCGUGAAUAACAUGAAGCAGUCUGCACCACAGGAUUACCAGUCAGCCAUCUCCAUUCAGAAUCUUGCUACAUCGCCCAAUCAUGCGCGCAACACAGAAGACGCUGGAUUCAGCUUCGACACAAUGGUGGUUCACGAUCAACAGUCUGGCGGAGGAGGACAUCGCCAGAGUGGUAGUAUACCUGCAUCUGCUUAUGAAGCUGCUCAAGCACCUGCCAAUUCUGGUCGCAGUGGUCCAUCCUCUGGACGGAGCAUGGGCUCGUCCAUACUGGCUCAGGGGCGGCAGGAUUCUUUCGGCUCUCAGGGUAGUCCACACCAAGGGGGCCGCAAGGAUUCCUUCGCCUAUGAGAGUCACCUGGAACCAGUUCCCAGUGGUCCCGUUGUUAACGUGAACCCGUCGACUGCACCCGGCAAAGGACCUGGCUCCAUGGUGCCUGAAAUUCGCAAGUACAAGAGCAAGUUCAACUCUGAGAUCCAGUGUGCAGCACUCUGGGGUGUUAAUCUCCUCGUUGGAACAGACAACGGCUUGAUGCUGCUGGAUCGUAGUGGACAUGGUCAAGUUUAUCCGCUUGUCAGUCGGCGUCGAUUCCAGCAAAUUGAUGUGCUGGAAGGUCUCAACGUCCUGGUUUCUAUCUCAGGAAAGAAGAACAAGCUGAGAGUGUACUACUUGAGUUGGCUUCGCAACAAGAUCAUCCGUGGAGAAGAGUUUGAUGCCCAUGGCAAGUCAGGCUACACAGAUGUUGGUGUACUGGAGAACUGCAUUCACUACAAAGUGUUCAAGUAUGAGAGGAUGCGGUUCCUCUGCAUUGGACUGAAAAACCGUGUGGAGGUGUUUGCCUGGGCACCCAAGCCUUACCACAAAUUUAUGGCGUUCAAGUCAUUCAGUGAGCUUCAACACAAGGUGCUAAUGGUUGACAUGCUGGUGCACGAGGGAACCAAGCUGAAGGUGGUCUUCUGUACUACACAAGGCUUUCACACUAUUGACAUGGACACUGGAUCUGUGUUUGACCUCGCUGUUCCGUUUCAGGGUCGUGGUGGUGUGGUACCACAUGCUAUCAUACCAAUGCCUGGUUUGGAGCUUAGUGAAGUUCUGCUCUGCUACAACCAUGAGGGUGUCUAUGUGAACUUCUAUGGUGAAGUGGUGCGUGACGUCAGACUGCAGUGGGGAGAAGCACCAUCAUCUAUUGCCUACAUUGGCCAAGGUAGCAUCAUGGGCUGGGGUACCAAAGCCAUCGAGAUCAGGAAUGUACACACCGGACAGCUGGAUGGUGUCUUCAUGCACAAGCAAGUGCAAAAACUACGCUUCUUGUGCGAGAGGAAUGACAAGGUCUUCUUCGCUUCGGUCCGGUCUGGUGCAUCACAAGUCUACUUCAUGAACUUGAACCGUGGAUUUGCACACCACAACGACUAGUGCCACAGCAGCCUGAUUACUUUGCCUGCACCCUGGUUGGUAACUGGAUGGUUAGUGUUGACAGUGUGGGGUGAGCCACACUAUACCUCUUGCUGAACAGGUGCUUUUGCCAGUGUUGCCUUCGCUCUAUUGUCAGUGGGAACUCUGGUAAAAAGAGAAUUGUAGGAUGUGGAAUCAGCUUUGUACUACUAUCUAAACUGAAUGAUUAAAGCAGGUAUGGCUCUGUGCACGGAUCAGUUCCUUUUCUUCUUCCUCUGAAGUAGCAUUUAUAUGCAUGCAAAUUGUAGCAUUCCAUAGUGAGCAACAUUUCCCCAAUCAUGCACGCCCCUCCCAUGUCCAUGCUUGCGUACAACAUGUGAUUGACCAGACUUUUUCCAUUUGUCUGUUCCUUUUGACAAUGUACCAUAUAUUUUCCACUUAUAAAAAUGUAUUUUCUCAUUAUUUUCUAUGAUUUCUCUAAGUUAAAAUGCCAGUAAAUACUAUGAGUGUCUUGAGCAAUGUCUUCGGCUAUUUUUGUGCUGCAAAUAUCUGUUCUCCUAUUUUAUGAUGGCCAUAGCAGUGGCUUGUUGUAUACUUCUAGACUUUGGUCACUGAAUUGGCUUGAUGGAAUGCCAGGUGCAGCCAUACACGCAUGUGUGCAGGCGGUGUUCGUACAUCGUGAUUAUGUCGCUGUCGAUUACGAUACGAUUUGUAUUAUUAUUAUUAUGAAUGAAUUAUUACGAAUGAUCUAUUCUAUGAAAACAGUUUGAAACACA
This is a messenger RNA of Sycon ciliatum, 4195 nucleotides long. Its product is annotated as misshapen-like kinase 1. Lineage: Eukaryota; Metazoa; Porifera; Calcarea; Leucosolenida; Sycettidae. The transcript is spliced from 32 exons. Gene Ontology annotation, biological process: protein phosphorylation. Bases 657 to 3440 code for a protein of 927 amino acids. Gene Ontology annotation, molecular function: protein kinase activity; ATP binding. The record is from RefSeq and is a predicted model, not a curated record.